This is a messenger RNA of Thrips palmi, 669 nucleotides long. RefSeq names its product scavenger receptor class F member 1-like. The coding region runs from base 131 to 616 and encodes 161 amino acids. The record is from RefSeq and is a predicted model, not a curated record. NCBI's taxonomy places the organism in Eukaryota, Metazoa, Arthropoda, Insecta, Thysanoptera, Thripidae. The transcript has 4 exons.
CACGCCGGGUUCACAUCACUCUUCACCCGACACAUCCGCGGCCGUCCGCGGCGAGAGUCAGUCAGUCUCGUAGCGCCGAGCCAACACGCGCCCGCCGAAGUCAACGGAUUUGGUCGAGUUUCAAGCCAAGAUGCGCACUCUCGCAGUGUGGGCGCUGUGCGCGGUGUUCACGCUCGUCGCCAUCCGCGACGUCGCGCACGCCGGCGAACCAGGUGUGUCCGUCGUCGAGUGCUCUAAUUCCGUGAACUGCAAGCCGACGAGAUGCACUGAGGAGGGAGAGUGCAUCUUCGCCAACCCGCAGUGCAAGAACAAGUGCAAGUGCCAGUGCUCUCCGUACUCCGCCUCCCCAGUCGCGUCCGAGUCGUCGUGCCCGAGCGGAUCGCUGUGCCAGGUGAAGGGCUGCCUGCAGAGCGGCGGCUGCGUCCUCAGCUCCUGGUACUGCAAGGAGAACUGCAAGUGCGGCUGCGCGCUCAAUCGCGCCUCCGAAUGCACUUCUUCGUGUCCCGGCAACCUCGGCUGCUCUUGCCUCGGCUGCUCCCCCGACCGCAAGUGCCUCUUCAACAAGCCCGAGUGCAACGAGCAGUGCAGCAGGUGCAGCUGCACGCCCAAGCAGUAAAGGUGGCCCACUGUAACCUUGCACAUUUUGAUUAAAUUUGGAAGCAAUCAUUA